UCUGUUACUACUAAAUAGAGUAACUAGACAUUUCCCUCUCGCUUGGAGUUAGUUGUUGUUCUUCCUCCGGUAUGAAUGAUCCUGUGGGUGCGGAGACCGAUAUGAUGGACGCAAGCAAAGAACAAACCCCAGCUGCACACCGCCCCUAUACUACGUGUAUAUAAACUGCACAACCGUCCGCGGCUUCUCAAAUUAAAGCAUCUAUAUAUCAGUAGUGUAUUGCGCGCAGUAGCUAGCCGGAUCAUUCAGCAGGGCCUUAAUCAAGAGGCCGGCCGGCGAUCCAGAUAAGCAUUAGCACGUGACAUGGCAGCGAACCUGAAGCCCGUGGCCUUGCUGCUGCUGCUGCUCAACUUGUGCAUGUACAUCAUCCUCGCCAUCAUUGGCGGCUGGGCGGUCAACGUCGCCAUCGACCGCGGCUUCAUCAUAGGUCCCGAGCUGCGGCUUCCAGCGCAUUUCCACCCGAUCUUCUUCCACAUCGGGAACUUCGCCACCGGCUUCUUCGUUGUGUUCUCCCUGAUCGCCGGCGCCGUCGGGAUCGCCUCCGGCAUCGUGGGCUUCACCCACCUCCACUUCUGGAACUACCACAGCCUGCAGCCCGCGGCGGCGCUCGGUCUCCUUGCGUGGGCGCUCACCGUCCUAGCCAUGGGGCUAGCUUGUCAGGAGAUCUCGUUUGGUCGAAGAAAUGCGAAGCUGGGAACCAUGGAGGCCUUCACGAUCGUCUUGACAGUGACGCAGUUCUUCUACGUCGUCGCCAUCCACGGGGGAAGUCACGGAGCCGUCCCAGUGGAGCGGCGCAGCAACUUUGCAUGAUCGGGCCGGGAGGGUGCAUCCAAGUUCAACACGUGGAACAAGAAAGCAGGGAAAUAUGGUGCUUUGCUAGUGCUUGCUUUAUUCCUUUUGGCACAAGUAAAUAUUCUUUGAGUGUGAUUGGAGAGAAAUGUUUGCGUUCGUACUAUGUACGAUCUCGUCGUGGGCACAUCACCGCCCGUUUUCAUUUUUUAUAUUUAUAUUUAUUUAUUUAU
Molecule: messenger RNA, 1022 nt
Organism: Phragmites australis (common reed)
Lineage: Eukaryota; Viridiplantae; Streptophyta; Magnoliopsida; Poales; Poaceae
Product: membrane protein PM19L-like
Exons: 3
Coding region: 304-810 (168 amino acids)
Source: RefSeq, a predicted model, not a curated record